GACGGUGCGCGCUCGAGGCGGGCAGUGUGUGACGAUGUCGCGGUUUGUGAUUAGCGUAAUUACUGUUCUCUGUGUGGCUUUCGGCCAUGUUAGCACUAGGUCAACAGAAUGUGACGUGCAAACGCGCAUCGAGAGCGGUUUGAUUUGCGGCAGCCGAAGGUGGGCGGGAGGCAGCACGGUCUACGCCAGCUUUAGGGGAGUUCCCUACGCUAAACAGCCGCUGGGAGAACUUCGGUUUAAGGAGCUCCAAUCGGCAGAACCAUGGGAUGGAUAUUUAGACACAUUAGUGGAAGGUCCAAUUUGCCCUCAGCACGAUGUGCUAUAUGGUAGAUUGAUGCAGCCCAGAAAUAUGAGCGAAGCCUGCAUCCACGCUAAUAUCCACGUGCCCAUCCAUGCGCUGCCGGGUCCCUACCAGCAGAAAGCGAAUCUUCCUAUCUUUGUCUUUGUGCACGGAGGCGGCCUCGCGUUCGGCUCUGGGGACAGUGAUCUCCACGGCCCAGAAUAUCUUGUGCAACGAGAGAUGAUUGUCAUCACAUUUAAUUAUAGGUUAAACGUGUUCGGCUACCUUUCCCUUAAUUCAUCAAGUAUUCCGGGUAACAACGGCCUUCGUGAUAUAAUUACCCUGCUUCGCUGGGUGAAAGCAAAUGCUAAAUGCUUCGGUGGAAACCCAGCAGACAUUACCCUAGGCGGACAAAGUGCUGGAGCAGUCAGUGUUCACCUUCUAACCCUGUCUAAAGCCGCGGCAGGGCUAUUUAACAGAGCAAUACUUAUGAGUGGGACGGCGAUAUCUAGCUUUUACACCAGUUCACCCAUCUACGCUCAGUUCGUGGGAAAACUGUUUCUCACUAGCCUCGGCAUCAACACAACAGACGCAGAAGAAGCUCAUCAUCAACUUACACAAUUGCCCAUAGAACAGAUCAUGCAAGCUAAUAAGUUAGUACAAGACCAAAUUGGGAUCACCGCAUUCUUUCCGGUAGUAGAAACUUCUUUACCCGGAGUCACUACAAUCAUCGACGACGAUCCAGCAGUCUUGUUAGCCAACGGCGUCGGAAAGGAUUUGCCGUUAUUGGUUGGCUUUACCAGCGCUGAAUGUGAAACAUUCCGACCGAACUUCGACAAUUUAGACAUGCUGGCUCGAAUACAAGAGAAUCCAAUUAUGAUGCUACCUAUUGAUUUGAUAUACAAACUUCCACCAAAGGUAUCGUUAGAUUCAGCGCAAAAACUGGAGAAACGAUACUUCAAUAAAGAACCGACGAUGGAUAAAUAUAUAAACGCUUGCUCGGAUAUGUUUUACGUCUACCCCGCGUUACGAUUGGCGAAAAUGAGAAUGUCGACCGUCGAUGCAGCGGCCAUGUUUCUCUACCAGUUCUCGUAUGAUGCAGUGUUUAACGUCAUCGAGAAAGUGAAGGGAAUCCAGUUCGAUGGGGCAGCUCACAUAGAAGACCUGACAUUUAUUUUCAGGACAAAUUCAUUGCAAAACUGGCCAGGUUUCAGCCCACCGGCCAACGAGGACUUGACAAUAUCCGUGUGGAUGACGAACUUCGUACAAAACUUUAUGAAUUGCAAUGAACCCACUUGCGAGGGAUAUCAUGUAUGGCCGUCGGUCAACCAACGAUCCAGUAUACAUUACCAGAACAUUCGAGACCCACAAUUCUAUAGAUACGAGAAGAUCACUCAGGACCAACUGGACAUGAUGCAAUUUUUUGAAGAACUGCAUAAUAAGACCCAAACUUAAAUUUUCAGUCAAUGUGUGUGUGAGAACUAAUUUAUUCUAACUUAGAUUAGAAAUUUACUUAUAGAAGCUUAAUCUACACGAUUUUUUGAAUAUCAACACUUCAUUUGAUCGUGUUUCAUCAUCAGAAGAUCGUAAAAAAUGUAUCCAUUUGAGAAACCUACGGAAGAAGAAAAACGCCAGAUUUAUCAUGCAUGAAGUUUUAUAUAUUUAAGUGCCUAAAUGUAUUUAUUAUAAUGAAAGGGCAACGUUGCGUUGAUCGACAAACACGACGAAUAAUUAAAAAUAUAUAAAAUUAGGGCUUAGACCGAAGAAUAAGCAUUGUACCAAAUUUUGAUCUCUUUUAUAUAAUCAUUUACGUUUUCAUAAUAAUAAAUUAUGAUCGAUCUAAUAUUUUUCAUACAUGAAACCCAAUUUGUGUUUAUCACAGUGGCCAAUCUGGAUAGAAAUCCUCAUUUAGUCAUGAUUAUUAAUGAUGUAUGUAUGUAUUACAAAUUUACUUAUUUAAUGUGUAUCGAAAUGUGAUAAAUGAUGAGUCAAUCAUAAUUGUAAGUAGUUGUUGCCUUUGAGUGACAUUGGAGUGUUUGUGACAGUUUGUUGUGAUAAUUCUGAAUGAUUACUAAUGAUAAAAGUAUUAAUUAAAA
Messenger RNA from Pieris napi, 2376 nucleotides. Its product is annotated as juvenile hormone esterase-like. Bases 35 to 1735 code for a protein of 566 amino acids. Lineage: Eukaryota; Metazoa; Arthropoda; Insecta; Lepidoptera; Pieridae. The transcript is spliced from 6 exons. The record is from RefSeq and is a predicted model, not a curated record.